Messenger RNA from Spirodela intermedia, 2576 nucleotides. Lineage: Eukaryota; Viridiplantae; Streptophyta; Magnoliopsida; Alismatales; Araceae. The record is from the annotation of a GenBank genome assembly.
AUGCAGAGACAGAGGAGCUUCUCCAUCAGGCCCACAGGGUUGCUCUUCUUUUUCGCUGUGAGCUCUUCUCUGGUGAUCCUCCUCCUCUUCUCCGUGUGGGCCUUCUCCUACCCCAGCCCUCAGGAGGCCCACCUCCUCUUCAGCUCCGGGCUCUUAGCUCUGGGAGUACGAAGCUUCUCCCCCUCUGAUCAGAGCCCCUCCGGCAUUUCUAAGCAGACCCAUCUGGUUGAAGCCGCGGCCCAGGGGAAUGAUUCCGCCAUUUUCGGAGAUGUCCGCUCGAGCGAAACCCUGGGUUCUUCCAUUAAAGCUUCCUUUGCUCCUCCCUGGAAGAGGAAAGACCUCGACCUGGCCGACCCCCACCUCAAUGCAAAUGCAGCAGCAGCCGCUUCCUAUCGUGGAGAAGAUGACGACGUAUCCGGAGAUGGAAACUCGAUCAGAGGCCUUGGCAACGAUUCAGCUUCUCUGGUGAGGAAGAUCCAUGGAGGCUCCUGCGAUCUCUCCAGCGGAGAGUGGGUUCUCGACGAUUCCUAUCCCCUCUACACCAACCGCUCCUGUCGCUUCAUAGAUGAAGGCUUCAACUGCCAGGCUAAUGGAAGAUUAGACAAGCAUUACAUGAACUGGAGAUGGCGUCCCCAUGGCUGUGACAUCCCAAGGUCUCCCCCACCCUCCUCUCUCUCUCUCUCUCUCCUCUGAUUUGUGUGCGUGUUUCUCUGUGUUCUGGUUUUUCCUCUGCAAGUCAUUUGGGGAGAAAUCUCUGACGAGCUUGGUGGGACGGGGUGGGAAUGAUUGCAGGUUUGAUGCUUCAAAGAUGCUGGCGGCGAUCAAAGGGAAGAGGUUGGUGUUUGUUGGUGAUUCCAUUAACAGGAACCAGUGGGAGUCGAUGCUCUGCCUGCUGAGCAGCGGGUUGAAUCCGAACAGCGUCUACGAAGCCCGUGGCCGCAAGAUAACCAAGGAGAAGGGAAUCUACAACUUCAAGUUUGUGGUAUAAUCCUGAAUCUCUCUCUCUCUACCCCCGCGUCUCUCUCUCUCUCUCUCUAGAUAUCUAUGUAUAGUCUCUUUGAUGGGAGUUUGAGAAUUAGGGAAUGGUUUUUGUGGAUCCUGCAGGAUUACAAGUGCAGUGUCGAGUACUACGUGACCCAUUUCCUGGUUCGCGAGGGGAGGGCGAGAGUGGGGACGAAGAGGAAGGUGACUCUGAGGCUGGACGCCAUGGACAGGAGCUCAGCCAGAUGGAGAGGGGCUGAUGUUCUCGUCUUCAACACGGCUCAUUGGUGGUCUCAUCACAAGACGAAGGCAGGGUGAGUCGGUGGUUUCUCUCUUGCUUCCCAUUUUCAUUUAAGAUCCCAGCUUUAAUAAUUAAUCGACCCAAUUCAGAUUUGGGUAGAUUGUGUUCUUGCUAAUCUCCCCCCAAGAGAAAGUGGAUCCUUUUUUUCCCCCUGAUCAUCAUCUAAUUAUUUAAAUUUGGUCUCAAUUACUUGUUCUCUGCCAGAACGAUGCCGAAUAAAUGCAUGAAAUUUAAUUAUUUUCUUGGUGGAUCAGAUUCCGCCCCCUUCUUUCCCCCCAUUUGUCAAUUAUCACUAAAUCAAGUGAAGUUUAGCAUUCUAUUGGUCGAUUUCAUUGCCCAUCCCCCUUAAAACCAACAUCAUCAUCAUCAUCAUCAUCAUCAUGAAAUUAUGGUAACUCGGUGGAGUUAAUUCCAUAAGAAUGCUAUGUCUGGGAUUAUAUAAUAUCUCUGGAUUGAAUAACCUUCGAUUUUUUUAAGAAUUAAUGCCGGAUAUGACCCAGAUUUGGUUUUAUUUUUUUAAUUUUAAUUUUAUUUUUAUAAUGCACAUGAAGAACGUUGAUUGCAGUUGGAUAGAACCCUAGAACGAACUGAGCUUGGGAAAUCUGAAAAUCAAGCUUAGAUCAGAAAAAGAAUAUCAUCAUCUACGUUGUAUGAAUUUGUUUGCUUUCUCCCACUAGGGUCAACUACUUCCAGGAGGGGGACCAAGUUCAUCCUCACCUCGACGCUGCCGCCGCCUUCCGGAAGGCUCUGAUGACCUGGGCAGCAUGGAUCGACAGGAACGUUGACCCAGGCAAGACCCGAGUCUUCUUCAGAACCUCCUCCCCCUCCCACUUCAGGUACUACUUUCUCUCAUCUUCCUUCCCCUACCAUGGCUCAGUCGGGUCAGAAGAACCCAAUUGAGAAAGCUUGCUCCUUUCUGUGCUUCCAUGGCAGUGGCGGUGAGUGGAACUUCGGCGGCCACUGCCGGGAGAGCACCUGGCCCCUAGGCGGCCCACCGGCGGGCAGCAGUGGCGGCGAUGGCGGCUCCCCGAUGAACAGAAUUGUGGGGGAGAUUGUGAAGAAGAUGAGGACCCCGGUGACCUUGCUGGAUAUCACCGGAUUGUCUGGGUUGAGGGUCGACGGCCACCCAUCGAUCUACGGGCGGCGCCGCCAAGGCGGCGGCGUCCAAGACUGCAGCCACUGGUGCCUGCCGGGGGUCCCAGACACCUGGAACGAGCUGCUGUUCUACCACCUGGUGGCCGGACAGGGGACCACCGCCUCUGCAUAUAUAGGAACAUCUUCUGCGGAAUCUUAG